Monodelphis domestica (gray short-tailed opossum) is the source of this 5994-nucleotide messenger RNA. It is a transcript of the gene PRKACB, whose product is annotated as protein kinase cAMP-activated catalytic subunit beta. Gene Ontology annotation, molecular function: cAMP-dependent protein kinase activity; ATP binding. Gene Ontology annotation, cellular component: cytosol; nucleus; cAMP-dependent protein kinase complex. NCBI's taxonomy places the organism in Eukaryota, Metazoa, Chordata, Mammalia, Didelphimorphia, Didelphidae. Gene Ontology annotation, biological process: protein phosphorylation. The record is from RefSeq and is a predicted model, not a curated record.
CCCGCCAGUGCCUGUGCCACUGCUGUUGUGACCACCGUCGCCAGCAGUCUCGAGGAGUUCCCAGGAGCGGAACCCCUCAGAGUCGCGAGUGAGCCGAGAGCUGUCCUCAGCAGCUCUCUGCCCGCACGCUUGCCGCAGGCACCCCAGUCACUGGAGCAAGUCAGGCGGCUUGCCGCCUCACCCAGAGCCGACGACGUCCAAGCGUCCUGAAGACCUUCCCCUUCCCUCCCCUCCUUCCCCUGAAGAUCCCGAUCUCCCUGACUCCCCAACCAUGGGAAACGCCGGAGCAGCAGCCAGGCGAUGCACCGAAGCAAUGGAUGGAGACGGAUACCUUGAGAAUGAUCCUUAUGUGAGAGAUUUCCUGUCCAGGGCCAAGGAAGAUUUCUUGAGGAAAUGGGAAAAUCCCACCCAGAACACUGCUGAACUAUCUGACUUUGAGAGAAAGAAAACCCUUGGAACUGGAUCAUUUGGACGAGUUAUGCUUGUGAAACACAAGGCUACUGAGCAGUAUUAUGCCAUGAAAAUCCUUGAUAAGCAGAAGAAAGAGAAGACUCUGGUAGAGAAUACUUGCACUAGUCAAGGCAAAAGUCCUCCACAAACACAGCAGGAAAAAGUUGUUAAGCUGAAGCAGAUUGAGCAUACCUUGAACGAGAAGAGGAUCCUGCAGGCUGUGAAUUUCCCUUUCCUGGUCAAGCUGGAAUAUGCUUUCAAGGAUAAUUCCAACCUGUACAUGGUUAUGGAAUACGUGCCUGGUGGUGAGAUGUUUUCCCACCUGAGGAAGAUUGGCAGAUUCAGCGAGCCCCAUGCCCGCUUCUAUGCCUCCCAGAUUGUGCUGACUUUCGAAUACCUUCAUGCUCUUGACCUGGUCUACCGUGACCUGAAACCCGAAAACCUUCUGAUUGACAAAUAUGGAUACAUCCUGGUCACUGACUUUGGAUUUGCCAAAAGGGUGAAGGGCCGAACCUGGACCCUUUGUGGAACUCCCGAAUACCUGGCCCCUGAGAUCAUCCUCAGCAAGGGAUACAACAAGGCCGUGGACUGGUGGGCCCUGGGAGUGCUGAUCUACGAGAUGACCGCUGGUUAUCCUCCCUUCUUUGCCGACCAGCCCAUCCAGAUCUACGAGAAGAUCAUCUCUGGAAAGGUCCGCUUCCCCUCCCACUUCAGCUCCGAGCUCAAGGACCUUCUGAGGAACCUGCUCCAGGUCGACCUGACCAAGCGCUACGGGAACCUGAAGAACGGUGUUGGCGACAUCAAGCACCACCGCUGGUUCUCUGCCAUUGACUGGAUUGCUAUUUUUCAGCGCAAAGUGGAGGCUCCCUUUGUUCCCCGCUACCGGGGUGCUGGCGAUACCAGCAACUUCGACGAUUACGAGGAAGAGGACAUCCGUGUUUCUCUUACUGAGAAGUGUGCAAAGGAAUUUGCUGAUUUUUAGAGUGGGUCUAGCAGGACUCACACCUUUGCACCAUGUUAAGAGAAAAGGCGAAGCUGAAUAUGAAUAUCAUCAUUAUAUAUCUAAAUUGAUACUAUCUAGUUCCUUCAUUUUCCACACAGCUAAGUAAUGUCAUCAUCAUGCGUGCAAUUCUAAAAGCCCAGAUUUCUUAGGUAUAGGGCCGGCCACAGGUAUUAUUUUUUCUUUGCCCUUUUUUUGUUUGUCCUUAUCCCUGGUCUCUAUAAUUGGAUUACCUCCCCUUUCCAAAUUAUGAUGUCACGCCUUCCCCCUCUCCCCCCAUUUUGAUCAGAUUGAUAUUUAGCUAGUGGUAUCUUGAAGGAAGAGAGAAAGAAGUAUUUCUUCUUCUCCAAACCAGCCAGUCCCUUUUAUCUCUUUUCCCAUGCCUAUGGUUUCUAAUUCAAACUAUCCAAAAUGAUUGGAGAUUUCUAAAGAAAAAAUUUCCCAAUGCUGUGUAAGUUCAUGCAAAAUUAAAAAAAAUUUAAAAAUUACAAAAAAAAUUAAAAAUAAAUAAAAUUUAAAAAAAAAAAACCUUCUUCCUUUGCCCCUCUUUUGUUUGUCCUUAUCCCUGGUCUCUAUAAUUGGAUUACCUCCCCUUUCCAAAUUAUGACAUCAUGCCCUCCCCUCCCCUCCCCCCCCUUUACUUUAUUUUGAUCAGAUUGAUAUUUAGCUAGUGGUAUUAUGAAGGAAGAGAGAGAGAAAUAUUUCUUCUUCCCCAAACCAGCCAGUCCCUUUUAUCCCUAUCCCCAUGCCUAUGGUUUCUAAUUCAAACUACCCAAAAUGAUUGGAGAUUUCUAAAGACAAAAUAUCCCAAUGCUGUGUAAGUUCAUGCAAAAUUAAAAAAAAAAAUUAAAAAUAAAAAAAAAUUUAAAAAUAAAUAAAAAUUAAAAAAAAAAACAACCUUUUUCCUUUGCCCCUCUUUUGUUUGUCCUUAUCCCUAGUUUCUGUAAUUGGAUUACCUCCCCUUUCCAAAUUAUGUCACACCCUCCCUUCCCCCCCUUUACUUUAUUUUGAUCAGAUUGAUAUUUAGCUAGUGGUAUUUUGAAGGAAGAGAGAGAGAAAUAUUUCUUCUUCCCCAAACCAGCCAGUCCCUUUUAUCCCUAUCCCCAUGCCUAUGGUUUCUAAUUCAAACUACCCAAAAUGAUUGGAGAUUUCUAAAGAAAAAAUAUCCCAAUGCUGUGUAAGUUCAUGCAAAAUUAAAAAAAAUUUUUUUAAAAUAAAAAAAAAAUUUAAAAAUAAAUAAAAAUUUAAAAAAAAAACUUUUUCCUUUGCCCCUCUUUUGUUUGUCCUUAUCCUUGGUUUCUGUAAUUGGAUUUCCUCCCCUUUCCAAAUUAUGACAUCACGCCCUCCCCUCCCCCCCCUUUACUUUAUUUUGAUCAGACUGAUAUUCAGCUUGUGGUAUUUUGAAGGAAGAGAGAGAGAAAUAUUUCUUUGGCCCCAAACCAGCCAGUCCCUUUUAUCCUUAUCCCCAUGCCUAUAGUUUCUAAUUCAAACUACCCAAAAUGAUUAGAGAUUUCUAAAGACAAAAUUUCCCAAUGAUGUGUAAGUUCAUGCAAAAUUUUAAAAAUUUAAAAAUUUAAAAAAUUUAAAAAUUAAAAAAAAAACUUUUUCCUUUGCCCCUCUUUUGUUUGUCCUUAUCCCUGGUUUCUGUAAUUGGAUUUCCUCCCCUUUCCAAAUUAUGACGUCACGCCCUUCCCCCCCCCCCCCCCUUUACUUUAUUUUGAUCAGACUGAUAUUCAGCUUGUGGUAUUUUGAAAGAAGAGAGAGAGAAAUAUUUCUUUGGCCCCAAACCAGCCAGUCCCUUUUAUCCCUAUCCCCAUGCCUAUAGUUUCUAAUUCAAACUACCCAAAAUGAUUAGAGAUUUCUAAAGACAAAAUUUCCCAAUGAUGUGUAAGUUCAUGCAAAAUUUUAAAAAUUAAAAAAUUUAAAAAAAUUUAAAAAUUAAAAAAAAAACUUUUUCCUUUGCCCCUCUUUUGUUUGUCCUUAUCCCUGGUUUCUGUAAUUGGAUUUCCUCCCCUUUCCAAAUUAUGAUGUCACGCCCUCCCCCCCCCCCCCCCUUUAUUUUGAUCAGACUGAUAUUCAGCUUGUGGUAUUUUGAAGGAAGAGAGAGAGAAAUAUUUCUUCUUCCCCAAACCAGCCAGUCCCUUUUAUCCCUAUCCCCAUGCCUAUGGUUUCUAAUUCAAACUACCCAAAAUGAUUAGAGAUUUCUAAAGACAAAAUUUCCCAAUGAUGUGUAAAUUCAUGCAAAAUUUAAAAAAUUUUAAAAAUUAAAAAAAAAAAAACUUUUUCCUUUGCCCCUCUUUUGUUUGUCCUUAUCCCUGGUCUCUAUAAUUGGAUUACCUCCCCUUUCCAAAUUAUGACAUCACGCCCUCCCCUGCCCUCCCCCCCCUUUACUUUAUUUUGAUCAGACUGAUAUUCAGCUUGUGGUAUUUUGAAAGAAGAGAGAGAGAAAUAUUUCUUUGGCCCCAAACCAGCCAGUCCCUUUUAUCCCUAUCCCCAUGCCUAUAGUUUCUAAUUCAAACUACCCAAAAUGAUUAGAGAUUUCUAAAGACAAAAUUUCCCAAUGAUGUGUAAGUUCAUGCAAAAUUUUAAAAAUUUAAAAAUUUAAAAAAUUUAAAAAUUAAAAAAAAAACUUUUUCCUUUGCCCCUCUUUUGUUUGUCCUUAUCCCUGGUUUCUGUAAUUGGAUUACCUCCCCUUUCCAAAUUAUGACAUCAUGCCCUCCCCUCCCCCCCCCCCUUUACUUUAUUUUGAUCAGACUGAUAUUUAGCUUGUGGUAUUUUGAAGGAAGAGAGAGAGAAAUAUUUCUUCUUCCCCAAACCAGCCAGUCCCUUUUAUCCCUAUCCCCAUGCCUAUGGUUUCUAAUUCAAACUACCCAAAAUGAUUAGAGAUUUCUAAAGACAAAAUUUCCCAAUGCUUUAUAAGUUCAUGCAAAAUUAACCUAAAAUAGAACAAAACAAAAUUAAUAAGACAAAACUAAUUAAAUACAUUAAAUUAAAUUUGGCAGUAAAUUUGGCUAAAAGUCAGGGGUGGCCGGACCCUGUGCCUGGGUUUUCUGUGAUCAGUACAAUUCUUUCAUCUCCGCCUUCUGUUGUAAUAUUUGCGUGUGCGUUGUUCUGUAAAUCAUGAGUAGCCUGUGCAAUGGGAAGCAUGUGAUCUCAUGCAGCAGGAAAAAUUCUAAAUGGUCUGGACUGUAAACCAGUUUCACUCACAUAGGUAACAGCAUCGCCGUCUGUACUCAAUAAAAUUAAUGGUUUCAGUAUUGUAAACAGCGCAUGAGUAUUUAAGUGAUUAUUGUCGAGGGUCAUAAAAAUCCCUCACUUUAAACCUUUUCGCUUUUAAAAAAGGAAAAUUUGCUUCAUUUUAAAAAAGGGCAACUGUGUGGUGAGAAAUGCUUGGCCCUUAUUAGGCAAAAAAAAAAAAUUAAUUAAUUAAAUGGCUUCGCUAUUGCAAUUUAUAUUAUGGAUGCACUGCUAGCUGAUUGCGGCUAUUUUUUUUGGUUUUGUUUUUAGUGGUUUUGACUUAGAGAGUUAUUGCCAUGUUUUUGUUCUGGUAUAAUAUUAGUAAGCUGAAGAUGGAGUACUGCAUCAAUCAUCAUUUUCAAAUUUAAUUGCUUAUAACAAGGAAAGGAGAAACAAAAGUCUACAAAAACUGCCACAAUUAGGUUUAAAUGUAAGGGUGCGCUCUUUUAUUUUCAACAAAAUCCUCUCUUAAGUUAUCAAUUUUUUGUUUCCGGUUAGCCAGAAGUUACGAUCACGGUAACUGCAGCAUAAUUAAGUUUUUGGGCGUAGUGAUGUUUUGUACAUUCUCACCAAAUGACUUAUUUAUAAGAUCUUGCUGCCAUAUGCUGGCUUUGGGCACUCUUACUAUUUUUUUUCAAAAUUUUCCAAAAAUUACACAGCUCGGCACCUUUUUUUUUUUUUUCAAAUCAUCCAUCCGGUACUUUUUACACUUCUGGAUCUCUCAGUGACCUAUCUUCACACAGCACACCUUCACAGUUUAAAAAACUGGGGCAUAUUGCAGAUCAAUAUCACAACUCAAACUUUUACAGGAUGAUCGUUUUUAUCAAAAAACAGAUCUAUACAGAUAUACAACAGACUCAUCUGUUCCACGGUUUCAUAGGUCACUGAAACGACUUCCUUUUAAUCUGCUUACUACUCCUUUCUGACAAAAAAAAGACGUUUAUACUCAUUUUACAAUUAUAUUUAAAAUGUACUCUUUCUCCAACUUUCAGUAUAACACCAGAUUCUUGAUUGUCUUAGUAGCAGCAAUGUUGCUAAGAUACUGACACUGAUUUUCAGUAAUGGUCUACUUACAUUUUACCCAUGUGCAAGAAAAGUCUAAGAUAAUUUGCCGUAUCAGAAUUUGAGUAAUGAAGAUUUGUCAUCCCAUCAACAAAUUUGAAAAUUAUUUGUAAGAAAAGGUUUAAAUCUUUUGUAUUUCAUUUAGUUCCAGAACAUGCUUUGUUGUACGCUAGCUGUAUGCGAUAAAACAUAUAGUAACUUUGAUGUUGUUAAAGUUUUAAAUAAAUGCUAUCUAUAUAUCACAA